This is a messenger RNA of Xenopus laevis (African clawed frog), 2042 nucleotides long. RefSeq names its product tumor suppressor 2, mitochondrial calcium regulator S homeolog (gene tusc2.S). Gene Ontology annotation, biological process: regulation of mitochondrial membrane potential; inflammatory response. The record is from RefSeq and is marked predicted. Gene Ontology annotation, cellular component: mitochondrion. NCBI's taxonomy places the organism in Eukaryota, Metazoa, Chordata, Amphibia, Anura, Pipidae.
GUGUGACAGACGCAUCAGUGGAGCCGGGAUCUGACCUAAGGAAGGAUUGUGGGGCUGAGGCAAAGGACCUGCCCUGUCAUGGGCGGUAGCGCCUCCAAGGCCCGAGGGCUGUGGCCUUUCUCCUCAACUACAAGCGAGGCGCAGCCAGGAAACGACGAUCAGAGUGUGACCCGUAUGCGGAAGGCCACCCCGUUUAUCUUUACCCGGCGAGGCUCUAUGUAUUUUGAUGAAGAUGGGGAUCUGGCUCACGAGUUUUACGAAGAGACAGUUGUGAUGAAAAAUGGACGAAAACGGGCAAAACUUAAGCGAAUUCAGAAGAACUUGAGACCUCAGGGCAUCAUCCGGUUAGAUCAUCCAUGCCUCCAUGUGGACUUUCCUGUUGUCAUUUGUGAGGUCUGACACUGGCUGACAACCGCUGCCUGCCAUGCUGUUCCCUCUUCUACCAACCUCCGUGCCCAUUGUCGUGCUCCUGAGAUAGGGAGCAGGAGGAGAGUAAAGGGGGAACACAAGAACAGUCCCGUACAGAGACUUUAGUACUGUCUGUGCAAAGAACUGACCGAAGAUGUGUGAUAGAGACAGGACUUUCGCACUUCGCUGCUGUGGGGCACAUUUCUUACAGCAUGUGCUGUAGAAGGAAUUCCUGUAACCAAUGGGUGUAGUCGGUGUUUGCCACCCCUUAUGGUUUGUUGUUGACCAGAAAAGAGGUGUCUGUACCACCAGCCUUCCUUAUUGCUGCCAGGGAGUGUGGUACAAGUUCACAACCUCCUUUCUGUCCUAAGCAGACCAGACGCCAGCACAUUAAUACUUUCUGAACUGCAACACUGCUCACAGGUUCGCCAAAACCUUACACCUGUAGUACUCCACGUUUCACUUAUACCCAGCACAGAUGUCUUGCUAGGUAUAUGGUUACAGCAGCAAAUCAGGGAUGUCCAAAAUGUGGGUCCCCAACUGUCAUGCAGCUGCAGGCUACAAUUCUGACAGCUGCAGUUUAAAGGGGAACUAUCGCAAAGAUGAAAAUUGAAUAUAAUCUUCAGCAUACUGAAAUAAGAAACUUUCUAAACACAAUCAAUUAAAAAUUCUGUACCGUUUCUGAAAUCAAGUUUAUAUUCACUAUUCCGCUCUCAGCAUCUGUUUCUCUUCAUUCUGUCUUCAUACAGCAGUUGGUUGUCAGAUGAAUGAUCCAAUAUAUCGUAUAGGGGGCUCCUUUUGCCUAGAAGAUGUAUUAGAGCUCACUCUAUUAAAAUCACCAGACAUCAUGUCUCUCUACAUGCAGAAUUUGUGCAAAAGACAGUUAUUUUGUUAGAUUGUGUUUGUACUGGAAUCAGUUAUUUGAGUGAGCUCUAAUACAUCUGCUAGGAAAGGAAGCCUCCUCUAUAAGAUAUAAUGGAUCUAACUGUCGGUGAUUAUCUGACACCCAACUCCUGCUUGAAGAGAGAGUGAGGAGAACCCAAUGUUGAGCGACGAAUAGUGAACAUAAGCUUGAUUAUUUCAGAAACUGUGCAGACUAUUUGAUUGUAUUUAGAAAGUUCCUUAUUUCACUAUGAUGAAACUUAUAUUACAGCUGGUGAUCCACUGGCUUUACAUCCCAGUCUCAAAUUGUAGAUUUUUAUUUAACUGAAAUAUACAAUAGCUGCCUAGUUCCACAGAUGCUGUCUUCUGCACCAAUCUGCUCGUACUUGAGUGCAUCAAACAGCAAGGGGUAAAAUGUGAUGUAAAGUAGGAUUCUAUUGACGCACACCAAGCAGCUCCCUGCACUGGGAAGGAGCAUUCAUUGUUGUCUCUUUGAGCAAUGCAAUGGAUUUCUGGCAGUUGGCUCUGCCAUGGGAGAUUGCGCUAGGAUUAUCAAGCAAAUAAUAUAUGUAAAACUUGCCCUAUAUAUGUUAAUUUAUUACCUUUGUGUUUUUGUUUGUGUCCUAUAUGCCUCAUGUAUUGUCUUUGCCUUGGUCUCACUGCCGUGCCUCUUUCAGCUUGUUUAAGGGAGUCACCAGGAAGCACCAUGUGCAUGGAAUACAUAUCCCCAAUAAAAUUCAUCUUUGUAAUAC